AAUGAAGUGAAAGCAGCUCGGAGACAUGAACUCCGCACCUUCUGUGAAAUCAUAGGAGUAACGUGUAGGAGCAGAGAACAUCUUAACAGAUUAAUAAACAGGUAGGAAUUCACCUGUUUGGGGAUUAUCAGGACAGGUUCAGACAGUGCUGGGUUUAUAUCUAAUGUAGUGUAUCCUACUGACUGCAGAUUAUCAGGACAAGCUCUUACAGUGAUGGGUUUAUAUCUAAUGUAGUGUAACGUACUGACUACAAAUUAUCAGGACAGGCUCAGACAGUGCUGGGUUUAUAUCUAAUAUAGUGUAUCCUACUGACUGCAGAUUAUCAGGACAGGCUCAGACGGUGAUGGGUUUAUAUUAAAUAUAGUGUAUCCUACUGACUGCAGAUUAUCAGGACAAGCUCUGACAGUGCUGGGUUUAUAUUAAAUAUAGUGUAUCCUACUGACUGCAGAUUAUCAGGACAAGCUCUGACAGUGAUGGGUUUAUAUCUAAUGUAGUGUAACGUACUGACUACAAAUUAUCAGGACAGGCUCAGACAGUGCUGGGUUUAUAUUAAAUAUAGUGUAUCCUACUGACUGCAGAUGAUCAGGACAGGCUCAGACAGUGCUGGGUUUAUAUCUAAUAUAGUGUAUCCUACUGACUGCAUAUUAUCAGGACAGGCUCAGACAGUGCUGGGUUUAUAUCUAAUAUAGUGUAUCCUACUGACUGCAUAUUAUCAGGACAGGCUCAGACAGUGCUGGGUUUAUAUCUAAUAUAGUGUAACCUACUGACUGCAGAUUAUCAGGACAGGCUCAGACAGUGAUGGGUUUAUAUUAAAUAUAGUGUAUCCUACUGACUGCAGAUUAUCAGGAUAGGCUCAGACAGUGCUGGGUUUAUAUUUAAUAUAGUGUAUCCUACUGACUGCAGAUUAUCAGGACAGGCUCAGACAGUGAUGGGUUUAUAUUAAAUAUAGUGUAUCCUACUGACUGCAGAUUAUCAGGACAGGCUCAGACAGUGCUGGGUUUAUAUUUAAUAUAGUGUAACCUACUGACUGCAUAUUAUCAGGACAAGCUCUGACAGUGCUGGGUUUAUAUAUAAUGUAGUGUAUCUUCCUAUAAUGAAAUCUCCGGGCUGUAUAUUAUCAGACAGUGACAUUAAUUAAAUAAUUUGCUGUAUGUCUUUGUGUGUAUGCAGCAUGAGUAAGAGCCAUGUGUCCUGAUGUCUAUGUAAUAGGAGAAAGUGAAAGAUAUUUGUCCGUAUGUUGGUGCUUAUGUGUUGUCAUGUUUUUCUAUUAGGAGGAGGUGAGAGGUAUGUGUCCUGAUGUCUGUGUAUUAGGAGACGGUGAGAGGUGUGUGUCCUGAUGUCUGUGUAUUAGGAGGAGGUGAGAGGUAUGUGUCCUGAUGUCUGUGUAUUAGGAGGAGGUGAGAGGUUUGUGUCCUGAUGUCUGUGUAUUAGGAGACGGUGAGAGGUGUGUGUCCUGAUGUCUGUGUAUUAGGAGGAGGUGAGAGGUGUGUGUCCUGAUGUCUGUGUAUUAGGAGGAGGUGAGAAGUAUGUGUCCCAAUGUCUGUGUAUUAGGAGGAGGUGAAACGUUUGUGUCCUGAUGUCUGUGUAUUAGGAGAAGGUGAGAGGUGUGUCCCCUGAUGUCUGUGUAUUAGGAGGAGGUGAGAAGUGUGUGUCCUGAUGUCUGUGUAUUAGGAGGAGGUGAAACGUUUGUGUCCUGAUGUCUGUGUAUUAGGAGAAGGUGAGAGGUGCGUGUCCUGAUGUCUGUGUAUUAGGAGGAGGAGAGGUGCCCUGAUGUCUGUGUAUUAGGAGGAGGUGAGAGGUGAGUGUCCUGAUGUCUGUGUAUUAGGAGAAGGUGAGAGGUGUGUGUCCUGAUGUCUGUGUAUUAGGAGGAGGUGAGAGGUGUGUGUCCUGAUGUCUGUGUAUUAGGAGGAGGUGAGAGUUAUGUGUCCUGAUGUCUGUGUAUUAGGAGGAGGUGAGAGGUGCGUGUCCUGAUGUCUGUGUAUUAGGAGGAGGUGAGAGGUAUGUGUCCUGAUGUCUGUGUAUUAGGAGGAGGUGAGAGGUAUGUGUCCUGAUGUCUGUGUAUUAGGAAGAGGUGAGAGGUGCAUGUCCUGAUGUCUGUGUAUUAGGAGGAGGUGAGAGGUGUGUGUCCUGAUGUCUGUGUAUUAGGAGGAGGUGAGAGGUAUGUGUCCUGCUAUCUGUGUAUUAGGAAGAGGUGAGAGGUAUGUGUCCUGAUGUCUGUGUAUUAGGAGGAGGUGAGAGGUGUGUGUCCUGAUGUCUGUGUAUUAGGAGGAGGUGAGAGGUGUGUGUCCUGAUGUCUGUGUAUUAGGAGGAGGUGAGAGGUGUGUGUCCUGAUGUCUGUGUAUUAGGAGGAGGUGAGAAGUAUGUGUCCCAAUGUCUGUGUAUUAGGAGUAGGUGAAACGUUUGUGUCCUGAUGUCUGUGUAUUAGGAGAAGGUGAGAGGUGUGUGUCCUGAUGUCUGUGUAUUAGGAGGAGGUGAGAGGUGUGUCCCCUGAUGUCUGUGUAUUAGGAGGUGAGAAGUGUGUGUCCUGAUGUCUGUGUAUUAGGAGGAGGUGAGAGGUAUGUGUCCUGGAUGUUCCGUAUUAGGAGAAGUGAGAGGUAAAACUGGGAUGUCUGUGUAUUAGAGGAGGUGAGGUGUGUGUCCUGAUGUCUGUGUGCAGUAUUAGGAGGAGGUGAGAGCGUCCUGGAUGUCUGUGUAUUAGGAGGAGGUGAGAGGUGCGGUCCUGACAGUCUGUGUCCUGAUGUCUGUGUAUUAGGAGGAGGUGAGAGGUAUGUGUCCUGAUAUCUGUGUAUUAGGAGAAGGUGAGAGGUGCGUGUCCUGAUGUCUGUGUAUUAGGAGGUGGUGAGAGGUGUGUGUCCUGAUGUCUGUGUAUUAGGAGGAGGUGAGAGGUGUGUGUCCUGAUGUCUGUGUAUUAGGAGGAGGUGAGAGGUAUGUGUAUUAGGAGGAGGUGAGAGGUAUGUGUCCUGAUGUCUGUGUAUUAGGAGGAGGUGAGAGGUGUGUGUCCUGAUGUCUGUGUAUUAGGAGAGGUGAGAGGUAUGUGUCCUGAUGUCUGUGUAUUAGGAGGAGGUGAGAGGUAUGUGUCCUGAUGUCUGUGUAUUAGGAGGAGGUGAGAGGUAUGUGUCCUGAUGUCUGUGUAUUAGGAGGAGGUGAGAGGUAUGUGUCCUGCUAUCUGUGUAUUAGGAGGAGGUGAGAGGUAUGUGUCCUGCUGUCUGUGUAUUAGGAAGAGGUGAGAGGUAUGUGUCCUGAUGUCUGUGUAUUAGGAGGAGGUGAGAGGUGUGUGUCCUGAUGUCUGUGUAUUAGGAGGAGGUGAGAGGUAUGUGUCCUGCUAUCUGUGUAUUAGGAGGAGGUGAGAGGUAUGUGUCCUGAUGUCUGUGUAUUAGGAGGAGGUGAGAGGUAUGUGUCCUGAUGUCUGUGUAUUAGGAGGAGGUGAGAGGUAUGUGUCCUGAUGUCUGUGUAUUAGGAAGAGGUGAGAGGUGUGUGUCCUGAUGUCUGUGUAUUAGGAGGAGGUGAGAGGUAUGUGUCCUGCUAUCUGUGUAUUAGGAGGAGGUGAGAGGUAUGUGUCCUGAUGUCUGUGUAUUAGGAGGAUGUGAGAGGUAUGUGUCCUGAUGUCUGUGUAUUAGGAGGAUGUGAGAGGUAUGUGUCCUGAUGUCUGUGUAUUAAGCAUUUGGACACAUACCUCUCACCUCUUCCUAUGUAUUAGGAAAUUGUGAGAAUUAUGGGACCUGUAGAGGGAUCAAAACAUGAUUACCAAUUUCCCCAGGAUGUGUAGAAUAUGCAGUUAAGAUGAGGCUGGUAUGGUAUUUGUCACUAAGUAGUGGUUUCAUACAGAGAAUGCUAACCCUUCACACUUGUCAGGAGUAACGGUUUAAACACGCUGCAUUGUGUUUCUGGUUUGAAGAGUGUGAGAAUAUUAUAUACAGUUUAACCCCGUAGACACCAGCGACUGUGACAUUGUCUCUCUUUGCAGUUUACGCUACGUGUCAUAGCUGCCUUCAUCCGUCCCAGGGAGACAAAGCUGUCCCUGAUGUCUUUGCAGGACAGUUGAGAGGUAUGUGCUAAAUGCAGACAUUCUUAUCGUUUAUCAGUCUGACCAAGAGAGGGAGCGUGGCUAUGGUAUUAACCAGUUCAGUGCUGGUCUGUGAACAGCACUUGGGGAAUUAAUUCAGUGCUUUCAAGACAAACUUUUCAUUCAACAAUAGAUCUAACCUGGAAUAAAACUCUGUGUUAGAUCCGUCAACAUUUAUGGGAUCCUUUUUGAAUGGAUGUGAAAUUGACAAGUAUUGCUGCAAUCGGCUGAAAUUAGUAACGUCUGGUACUCUACUGUGGAGUGACACUGCAUCUUACUUGGUAUAUUUAGUAAACUGUGCUGUAAAUAUAUAUCAUGGGCACCCCUAGGAAAAAUGACCACUGGUAUCUCUUUCCCAUCAUCAGAAAUCUAAAUUAAGUGAACUUCAAGCAGCAGACCCACUACAGCCGCUGCAGUGUUUAUGGUGCUAAAAGUGCUGUGGCACCCUCCCAGAGUAAGUAGUCAAACCAUUUAAGAAAGGUUUGAAAACUUAUCUGCGUCCCGCCCGGCAUGAGGGCACGCUUGGCACUAUAACAACUGCAGCAGACUGUAGCGGUUCUGGUUCUGCAAGUCUUCCUUUAAUAAAAAAUACCUCCAAAAUAGGAACUGGAGAUAACUGGAUUGUAAACUAUUUUUAAUGCAAGUCAUACUCUCUAUUAGUACUACUAGGAGCCAUAGUAAUAUUGCAGUACUCCUCGUGGCCAAACAUUAGAGUUUGUGGGGUUUUAAGCAUGGCAAGUGCAUCUUGGGAAUCUAAGUCCACUGCAAAUAUGAUUUCUUGAAGUGCAUGUCCUGGCUGCCUGACCACAGUAAGCAAUGGAACCUUCACAGACCUAAAUGUAAAAUCGCCAUAAAUUGACACAUAUUGACAAUGUCAGGAGUUAAAUCAUAGUGGGGAGGAACUGUCAAUCACACUGUUCGUUUCCUGUUGUGACGUCCUUUUGGUGACACACUUGCUUCAGAAGGCACCAGAAAAAAUAUAAUAUCAACACAUAAUGCGUUAGUUAUUUAUGUUCUAAUAUUAACGUCUUGUAUUUUAGCAUUACAUUGUAUUAAUAUGUGCAGAAAAUGUUAUUUCGGUUUCAAUUUACAUUGGUUCUCGACUUGCAAUGUGAUUAAGAAGUUAAAGGGGAAGUGGCACUUCUCCAGAUUUUUUUAGAUUAUGUUCGAUUAUCCCUAUUUUUAACAGUUACGUAUUUGUGAGAUGUGAAAAAAAACAAACAAUAAAUAUAGAAAUCCACUCAUCUUUACCCUACACCUGGGCGCCUCCGUCUUAGCUCCCUGUCAAUCAUUGUGAUAAGUUCUGUCCUUUACACAUUGUGUCAACAGUAUAAAGUAAGCAUACAGGGCAGGAGAGAAAUGAAAUAGUGAAUAGUGAUGAUAUAGGUUUGCCCUGUCUGAACUGGAUUAGCUAAACUCUUUAAUAGAAACUGAAGAUAAAACAGAGCAUAUCAUGUAAAAAUGUUAACACACGUUUUAGGCGAUUUCAAUGUUUUAUCCAAUGGUGGGACAGUUCCCCUUUUAACGUAUCUUUUUUUUUUUUUUUUAGGAAAUUCUAGUGCCGCAUUUGUUUGGUUUUAAACAGGGAGUAAAUUGAGUUAAAUAAUUUUAACAGAAAUAGCAGAGAUAUGUUCCCCGUAGAUUGAUUGUCUGUUUGCUACAUCUCACUGUCUUGUAAAUAAACCUCUAAGAAUUGUUUGGGAUUAUUUUCGUAUUAAAGCAGUUUGAUUGCCUAACUCACUGCCUCCCGUGGAACUUAGAUAAAAUGUUCCUAUUAGUUAUGCUACAAUACACAUUAGCAAAAUAAAGGGGAAUUGGGGGCACAGCCGAUACGUGCAUUUCUAAAUAGUGGUGCUUCUGUAAAGACAAAAAUAAAUACAAGAUACAGACGUUAAGGGAACAGUGCAUACAGAAAAAAAUACAGUUUUCGAUUUUACAAGGCUACCUAAAAUCACCGAUCUCAGCAAACAAAUACAGGGAUUGUCACUUUGCCACAUUGGGUUAAGCCCACCACUACGUCACAGCACCCUAAUAUCGGUGGGUCAUUCACUAAUUUUAACACUGGAGAUUAACAUGCUAACUGCAAUACUAACUGCUAAAUCUGCUUCCAGAGACAAUAUACAUUAACGUCAGCUGAAUAAUGCCAAUCACAGGUUUAAACUGAUCUUGUUCACCUUACAUAUAGGUGUCUCUUGGGUUCGUAAGAUAAAUGCAAGCCACAAAAGGUAUAUCUAAAUUUUUUCAAAUUUUUACCAAUCAACACUGGCCAUCUUUUGCCGUUGCCAUUUGUCUAUUAAAUACGGAAAAUGAUUAUUAUAAUUUUAUAAAAAUAUUGCUACCAUAUAGUUAUAAUAUUAAUAAAUUUUUGUUGUUAAAAUUAAAUCUUGGAAUUCCAUGGAUCGUCAAAAUUUGAAAACACCAAUCUUCUGAUUGUGACUUACCUACACUAAUACAUUUAAAUAUGUAUUUGUUAUAUAGCCAGAUCUGGGGAUUUUUCCAACCAAUCAUUCUGUGAUUUUAAAAUAAAAGUUUAACACAAAUUGGUAUGUACAAUGUAUCACAUCCAGACGCUCCCAGGGAGUAAAUGAUUGACUUUUGUGUACCGUAUUAAUUGAAAUUUAAUCAAUCCCAUUGAUACGAUACCUUAAAGGGAAUGUAUAUGUAUGAAUGUCGGCAUGGGAGGGGGGAGAUCGUUUGUUAAUGGUGUUGGUGAUCACUAAGGUUUGCUAGUGUUGACUGAAUAUUGAUUUCCAAUAAAAUGUUCAUCCUUAAAGGACCACUAUAGUGCCAGGAAAACAUACUCGUUUUCCUGGCACUAUAGUGCCCUGAGGGUGCCCCCACCCUCAGGGUCCCCCUCCCGCCCGGCUCUGGAAGGGGGAAAAGGGUAAUAACUUACCUUUUUCCAGCGCUGGGCGGAGAGCUCUCCUCCUCCUCUCCGCCUCCGUUACGCCCCGCCGGCUGAAUGCGCACGCGCAGCAAGAGCUGCGCGCGCAUUCAGCCCGUCGCAUAGGAAAGCAUUUACAAUGCUUUCCUAUGGACGCUUGCGUGCUCUCACUGUGAAAAUCACAGUGAGAAGCACGCAAGCGCCUCUAGUGGCUGUCAAUGAGACAGCCACUAGAGGAUUAGGGGGAAGGCUUAACCCAUUCAUAAUUAUAGCAGUUUCUCUGAAACUGCUAUAAUUAUGAAAAAAUGGGUUAACCCUAGAAGGACCUGGCACCCAGACCACUUCAUUAAGCUGAAGUGGUCUGGGUGCCUAGAGUGGUCCUUUAAACUAUAUCACAUUUAUGCAUUAUUUAACCACAUAGUAGUGAAAUGACUAAUUCAAUCUGGCAGUACCUAGAAAGGGUUUUUCUCGCCCUUCCUUUGGAAUAAUUCGCCCAAAUAUAUAUCUUGCUUACAUCUGACAUUUUAAGCAAUGACUGUAUUUAAAAAAAUAAAUAAAUAGAAUAUUUAAUGAGAAAUUAGUUAAUCUGUAGGAAACAGCUUGUUGAUCCGGUGGGGAAUCUGAAUGCAAUUUUGGAGUCAAGAAGGGUUUCACCCCCACCCCCUAUUUGUGACAAAAUUGGAAUUUGCUUCACAGUGGGCUUUCACCUUCUUUUGGAUCAACAGCAGUAAUGCACAUGUGUGAAAGGUUUGCGUGUUUUUAUUCAGCCUUUAUUACCAUCCAUGUAACUUACUUCCUAUGUCAUUUUAUACCUAGCUCCCAAUAUCAACGUCCCGUAAAGCGGAACACUCGUGGUUGGGGUAAAAAGAGUGAGCCAGUGACGUGCAUUGCGUCACUAGCACUGCCGAAAAGAAAGGGUAUGGGUCCACAUGAAAAAUAGGAAUGUCAGUUUGGCUUGAAUGCACCAGGCUGAGUGUCACUCAAGCAGGCCGGCCCACUAGGAACUUGAGCUUAGUGCAUGAAGGUUGAAUGAUUCGCUUGUACUACUUUUUCUAGGGAUUGUUAUCUUGUGUCCCUAAGUGGGGCACCAGGGAACAAAGUUGGAAUGGUGGGAUGGGGCCCCAAAAUAGAGACUGUACUGACAAAAUUGGAACUAGUUUAACAUAUGGCAUUUACGGAAGCUUAUAGGGGAGACAACAGGUAUCAUUACAGCUUUGUAUUCCUAACACUAUAGUGUCCCUUUAAUAUAUGUGUUUACCUAUACACUAUAGUGAUCCUCUGCCCUGUGCCCCCUCCCCCCCCCACCGCCUCUAUCAAAUGUUUAAAAACCCUUUAAUUCACUUACCUGAUUCCAUCGCUGAGGUCUCAGACAUCAGCAGGAGGGGGAACCUCCUGCCACAUGAGCAUUAAAGGGACACUAUAGUCACCAGAACAACUACAGCUUAAUCUAGUUGUUUUGGUGAGUAUAAUAAUUACCUUCAGGCAUUUUCAUGUAAACACUGCCUUUUCAGACUAAAGGCAGUGUUUACAUUGCCCCUAGGGACACAUCCAAGUGGCCACUCCUCAGAUGGCCACUGGAGGUGCUUCCUGAGGCAGUGCUGCAGUGUCCAGCACUGCCGUUCAGUGUCUCCACGCUCUGCAUGGAGACGCUGAAAUUUCCUCAUAAAGAUGCAUUGAUUCAAUGCAUCUCUGUGAGGAGAUGCUGAUUGACUAAAACGUGUUUGGCCCCGCCCUUGCUGAUUUCAGCCAAUCCAAUGCUUUCCCUAUGGGAAAGCAUUGGAUUGGUUAAAAAUCUGCACUUAUGAUGAUGUCACUAAGAGGCGGAUAGGGGUGGGGUCAGUGUUGGCAGACCCGCGCGGCGCUGGAAAUAAGGUGAGUUUUCACCUUUUCUAAGGGACCUAAGUGGGGGCAAGCCCCCUAAAUGGUGGAUUAAACACUAUAGGGUCAGGAAUACAUGUUUGUGUUCCUGACCCUAUAGUGUUCCUUUAAAGCCUUCCCCAUAGGAAACCAUUGAAUCAAUGCUUUCCGAUAGGAAUUUGCAAGAUGCUGGACAUCCUCAUGCAAAUCGUAAGAAUGGCCUACAUUUCACAUUAAAUUCCGUUCUUUUAAACACCCUUGAAAUGCCUAGUCCUUCUUAUAUAGUGGAUUGGAGGUGGUUUUUCAGACCAUUUAGUACUGGAUGUGUGCUAUUGCAGCAUGCGCCAAUUCACUUUUGAAUAUGGGCAAAGAAAUGACUUCCAGAAUCUAUAAAUAUCUAUAACAGGAUCCUAUAAUUCAGCUUACAACAGCACCCAUAUAUUGGUUUUCCUAACACGGCGUUUCACUGCUCCAGAAUCUUUAAAUUAAUACAUUAGGUAGUUUUAGAAUAUUGCAUAUUAUAUUUACACAUUACAUUAAACAAGAAGAAACAAGAUAAAUAUAUAUUAUAAGAAGUGAUUUCUCUACAGUAGUACUUACAACGGCUUGAUGUUUGCAUUAUUUAGCCCUCUUUGAUCAGAAGCACCAGCAAUGUCAGCUCGGAUCAGGCACGAUUUGAAUGGCUGAAACAGUCCUAGAGUACUUUUUUAAAUGCUUGUUGCUUCCACAUUAUAUCAGAAUUUAUGAACACACACUAGCUGUUCAUUACAUGCAUGUUUGAUUGGAUAUAUGCAAGUCUGUAAUUACAUAGUAACAUAGGCUGAAAAGAGAUGUGUGUCCAUCAAGUUCAGCCUUCCUCACAUUUGUUUUUGCUGUUGAUCCAAAAGAAGGCAAAAACCCCAGUUUGAAGCACUUCCAAUUUUGCAACAAACUAAGAAAAAAGUUCCCUCUUGACCCCAGAAUGGCAGUCAGGUUUGUCCUUUAAUAUUCUGUCCUUGCAAGUAUGCUGUUUAAACAUCUCUACGGACUUUGAUAAAACCACUUCUUCAGGCAGAGAAUUCCACAUCCUUAUUGUUUUUACGGUAAAAAAAAAAAAUUUCCUUUGCCUUAGACGAAAUCUUCUUUCUUCCAGUCUAAAUGCAUGACCUUGUGUCCUAUGUAAAGUCCAGUUUGUGAAUAGAUUUCCACACAAUGGUUUGUAUUGGCCACAAAUAUAUUUGUAUAAUGUUAUCAUAUCCCCUCUCAGGCGAUGUUUUUUUAAAUUUAUUAAUAGAUGUAAUAUUUUAUUAUAAACAAUAUUUAAAGGAAAACUGUCAUUUUUAAACAGAGGCAUUGCUAGGUUCUAGAAACACCUGAAGCUUUACCCUAAAGGAAAACGUGAUGGCCCCUACUCUAACAGAAAAACAGGGAUAUGCCGGUCAUGAUAUCCCCCCUAUGUAAUGUUUUACCUAUGAACACUGUGCUGCUGAUGCUCUCUGGGAUCUCAAUGAAAACAUUACCAAAAAACAAGAACAUGGUGUACAGUGCGGUAUUCAUUGUCAUCCCACCAUGCUACCUAACUAAUUGAAGGUCAUGCAGCAAAGUUCUGUUAACCAGCAUCCCUUUCUGACCGCUACCUGCGGAAUAUCACCGGUUCACACUGGCUUGGUGGAGAACCAUGCUACUGUUAUUUCUUUUUAUGGCCUCAAUUUCAUAUUAUUGGAUACGUUUUUCAAAUGAUUUAAUAAUUUUUGGAUCAUCGGCAUGAAGAAGCAACUGCCUAAUUUUAAAAUUAAAAAGAAUUUAAACAAAAACUAAUAUUCACCUGACUUCUCCACAACCUGUGGCGAUCCAGGGCAAGAGCCUGACAUCUACCGCCUCAUCAACACCUAUGUUGUUAAACCAAUACUGAUAUUGUUUAAUUCUGAAUUUGCUUUCUUAUCUUGCAUGUUCAGUUGUUUUUAUUCUAUUAGUUAAUAUACAGCAAAGAAAUCCUACGUCUCAGACACUGGGAAUUGAAACAGAUUUAAUGUUCAGUCACAAUCAUCUGGUAAUGUAGAUGUCUCAUUGUAAUGUUAAUUUAUUGAAGCAUUGUUCUUUUCCUUCACAGAGACAACGCGGCCCAAAGGAGAGAUGGGGGAGUGGGGAUUCCUGAGUUCACUCCUGGACGCUGUCCAGGAGCAUUCUCCCAUGGUGGGCCGUUUUUGGCUUGUGGUCAUGUUGAUCUUCCGCAUACUGAUUUUAGCUACGGUGGGCAGCGACAUGUUUGAAGAUGAACAGGAGGAGUUUGUGUGCAACACUUUACAGCCGGGUUGCCGGCAAGUAUGUUAUGAUCGAGCCUUCCCGAUCUCGCACUACCGAUUUUGGGUAUUCCAUAUUGUGUUGCUAUCUGCACCAGCUGUACUUUUUGUUAUAUAUUCAAUGCACCAAAGUGCCAAGAUGGAGAGGGAUGUAGAAGAAGAAGAGGCAGCACGAAGUGGGCAACAAGGUAAUGGCCCACCAAAAAUUAGAACAGAGAAUCGUGGUCGUCAUAUACGCACUUUUUACAUAGUCAAUGUGGUGAUGAGGAUUUUGGCAGAGGUGGGCUUCCUUGUGGGACAAUGGCUUCUCUAUGGUUUUAAGGUGGAGCCACAAUACCUUUGUCAACGAUUGCCCUGUACGCAUACAGUGGACUGUUUUGUGUCCAGGCCUACUGAAAAGACUAUUUUCCUGCAGUUCUACUUCGUUGUCGGGGUAAUUUCUGCAGUUCUAAGUAUAUCAGAACUUCUGCACAUCCUGUUGAAGAGAAAGUGCAGGUCCAGGGGAAUGGAAGGACCCAGUCCCCCACCUGCUUAUGAGAGAGACAAUUGGUCAAACAGAGAACAUGAGCGGACAAACCACCUGUUACUGCAAGGUCAGACAAAAGGUGAUGGGAAGACAAAUGGACCUGGUGGACACAGGCUUUCCAUCCCGUACCCUCAGGACAACACGUACAAAAUAAAAGUAGCUCCUAGUUCAGCCCAUAGCAGCAAAUCAUCUCGGAUGAUCGUCAAAGCAGACUUAACAGUGUAAAGUGAAGGUGGCAAAAUGGAAACAGGAUGUUUUUGUUACUUUCCCUGCAGACCAUGUCUGUUUGUGUCCAGUGGUCUGGGAGAGAUCUGUAACGACUGCAACUAUGGUGGUCUAACACGAAGGAGACUUGAAGAACAUAAUGUCCAAUGUCUGGAGAAACGUUGUCUUGCUAUUCCUUAAGUUUUCUAAUGUUUCUUAGAAAAUACCAUUAUUGACACUUGUCAGAGAAUUCCAUUGAUAUUUUAAGAUAUAUGCAUUUGGUAUUAUUAUUGUGGCAUUCUAGUUGUUAUGCAAAAUGACUGUUAAAUUGUCUCCAAACUAAAGGGCCAUCUCCAGGUUACAGUUUUGAUCACUAAAGUCUGAAUACUCAGUUCUUAAUAGAAAAGCUCUUUUUUUUUAUAAAACAGGGACAGGUCGUCAACAUCUAAUUGUAAGCUCUUUGGCCAUAGCAAAAGCCUUCCUAUUAUUCCUUUUUUUAUUUUGUUUAUGAAUAAUUGAAGGAAAUCACAAGUGGAUUUAUUUUCCGAGAAGUUCUGUAGGACAUUGCCCUUACCAUAUUCUGUGUUACCUAUGUGUCAAGAAAGAAGACUUGAGGUAUGAUAGAUGUGUAAAGGCACUCCAAAUGAUCUCUGAUAUUUAGAACCAGGAAUCCAACAGACAUGCUACAGGCCUAGGAAAUUUAAUCUAAAAGGAACAUAUAUACUUUCAGCUUUGAAAGACUCAGAGUUCUUAGAAACGUUACAUAGAAAGUUAAUCACAUUUUUCACUGACACUGCAAUAUUAAACUUUAAAAAAUAUGUAUAUUUUUUUAAAGUUUACGUUUCCUUUAAACGUGGCGUUAUCAAGGAAUGCAAUUAGCAUUUAUGAUUGUUUUGAAUUACCAUGUGACAAACUACUUUUUUCUUUUUUUGUCUUUAGAGUAGUUUGCAACUGGGAAUAAUCUCAGGAAAGGUGCAUUAAAUGCAAUAAAGUAUGACUAUGAAAUGGUUUAUUUUAAAAUGCCAAACCUCAUUUGAGUGUUACGGAUAUAGGGUGACAGUAGGCUAAAGGAUAAGGGAACUUGCAAAUCGCACUGAUAGUCAUCGGAGACAGUCUACAUAACCUUGAAAUCAGGGUCCCCCUACCUGUAACACUCCCUCUAACUGUAACAAGUUCCUCUAACACAGCUGUACCUGUGUCUAAGGACACUCUCCUGUAUAAGCAGCACUCAAUGACGCCACGUCCUAUGUUGAAAAGUUUGGGAUUUUUUUGUUUGUUUGUCUCCCCAUCACAUUGCCCUUCAAAUGAUGUGCAGGACUAAUCUUCAGGUUACAGGUUUGACCACUAAAGUCUGAAUACUCCGUUCUUUUUAUAAAACAGGGACAGAUCGUCAACAUUGAAUUGUAAGCUCUUUGGCCUAGCAAAAGCCUUCCUAUUAUUCCAUUGUAUAAACUCUUCCCAGUAUAUUGGAAAAUCAUAGCAAUACUAUUAUGUGACAUUUAACUAAGUAAAUAUGCACUAAAAUCAGGGAUAGGCAACCGUCGGCACUCCAGAUGUUGAGGACUACAUCUCCCAUAAUGCUUUACUAGUUAGAGCAUUAUGAGAGAUAUAGUCCACAGCAUCUGGAGUGCCGUAGGUUAUCUACCCCUGCACUAAAUGGAUACCAAGUACCACUUUAAAAGUAUUUGUUUUAAUAAAUGUAUCUGUAAAUAUUGUAUCAAUUGUUUUAUAAUGGGGUCCAAGGAUUGAUGUUCAAGGAUUGACAUACGUCCCACCGUAUCCCUAACGUGAUAUGAUGAUCGUGAAUUUGAAAUGACAAAUUGAAAGUGAGGAUCUGGGGGAAUUAAAGGCAUCUACUUGUAAAAUAGAAAGACCAACCAAAAUGUGUAUAUAUAAGAAUAUGUACAAAUAUUUUAUAUAAAAUUUUACAUACUUUAAG
Molecule: messenger RNA, 13752 nt
Organism: Pelobates cultripes (western spadefoot toad)
Lineage: Eukaryota; Metazoa; Chordata; Amphibia; Anura; Pelobatidae
Source: the annotation of a GenBank genome assembly